AAAGAAGCUCCGCUCUCUUUCCUCGAGCUAUAGCCCUGCAAUGAUCCUCCACUUCGUACCCUCUCACUCUUUAAUAAUUUUUGUUCUACUAGUUCUCUUUUGCUUGAGCCGUACGAGCGAUUCUCACGAUCGGAUCGCUAGUCAGGAUGAGCUCCUCGUCUCGGUCUCAUAGGUCGAGGCACGCAACAAGCGUAGCCAGGGUCAUGUACACCAACGCCGUCUACUUUCCAAACAGUCGCAUUUACCAGGGCGACACCCCCGGCAUGCUCAACUACAGCUGUAUCAACCGCGUGUAUUAUGCUUAUGCCAGCGUCGCGCCGGAUGGCGGUGUGUUUCUGAGUGACGAAUGGGCUGAUGCAACAGCCCCGGUAGACGGGGUUCAGGGCGGCCUGGGAUCGCUGAUGCACCUCAAGCAGACUCAUCCUCACCUCCAGGUGCUCUUGUCUAUCGGGGGCCCGGCUGCGUGCGAGAUAUAUCCCGUUGUUGCAGGCGACAAUUUGCGUAGAGACAACUUCGCCCGGUCCGCCUUGGGUCUUGUGGAAGCUUCCGGCUUAGAUGGAAUAGACAUCGUCUGGGAGUACCCGUCUGAUGCCGAGCAGGGCUAUAAUUUCCUUGCAUUGCUGGCGAGUGUUCGAUCUCACUUCAACAGCGAGCGCUACACGGUGACGGCGGCUCUGCCGGCCAGCAAAGCAAUUCUUCAACUCCUCGACCUGGGACAGGCAGCCCAGUACCUCGACUUCAUUAACUUGAUGGCCUAUGAUUUUUUUGGGCCAUGGUCCCCGAAAAGCGGCCACCACUCGCAGCUAUAUGCUAUGAGUCGAGACGAAACCUCGGCAGCUUCUGGAGUCGCUCAUGCCAUGGCGCAAGGUUUUCCGGCGCAGAAAAUACUUCUUGGGAUCGCAACACAUGGGAGGAGCUUUUUGCAUGCCUCUGGACCGGGGCAAAAAUUUCGAGGCGGAGGAGGCAACGAUGGGGCAUUUGAGUAUAACCAGCUUCCUCGGAGGGGAUGCAGGGAGACGGUGGACAAGCGUCACGUUGCGGCGCAAUGCGUGGGUGCCGAUGGAGGCUUCGUCACAUACGACAACCCCGAAACCGUCAAGACGAAGGUAGGGUUUUGCAAGCAAAAGGGACUGGGGGGACUGUACUACUGGAAUGCCCCAGCCGACGCGAGAGACAGCUCACGCAGCCUGAUUGCAGCGGGCUUCCGUGCAUUGCACUCGUCGUGACACGAUGUUCAUUGUCGUAUCUCAUGGCGGGAGUCCCGCAGGGCCGCGGUACCACGGGCAUCUCUUAAGACGACCGGUCUCGAGCCAUGUAUCACUCUUGCCACACAUCAACGCGUGAUAGCAUGCCCACCCAGGCCACGGAAGUACUCUCAGCCAGGGAUGUCGCAGUAAGAAUACGGAGCUUCGAGGACGGGAACAUGACUUGCCACUACGGCGCAGCCGUGGAUGGAAAUAGGUUGACGUCGCCAUGCCUCGGGUGCAUUUUAGCCGGAACGAGACAAGGUGUAAGUGAAAGCGCCUGUGAGGAGCGCUGCCGAGGCGUGUCAUGGACGAAGGUGGGCGGCUUUGGCAAUACAUGGCUUAUCAACCUAGCAAGGCCGAGCCGACGAAGCCAUAACACGAGCCGCGUGUGCCAGUUAUCCAAACAGCUCAGUUUUACGUCGUGAGCGGGUCCAUGCCUGGCACAGGGGUCUUAGUAGUUUUACGGGUUCGCACAAUCUCGGUCAGUCGCGCCGGGCAAUGCCGCGUUUGGUAACGCAGCCGGCCGAGUUGGGCCGAAAACGGUAGAGUGAUGCCGUGCGGAAGCAGGCAGAGAGACGGGGCUACAGGGCAUCCUUCUAUCUGCAUGGCUGCUGAUACGUACGUAGCUCAUGAGGGACCAACAGUCUCGGCAGUGUUCCUUGUUGAGUCGAAACGAACGCAAGGCACAGAACGGGUAGCCAUACGGAGUCGCCGGGGCUGUCAAGAGCACCUUCUUCAUCUGGGGUCAGCCGGGCAGGAGGAUACGGAAAGGGGUGACGAGUGGCAGCAACGAACGGGGUUGAGAAGUUGAGGCGGUCAGACAGCUUGUUGGGUGGG
Purpureocillium takamizusanense is the source of this 2084-nucleotide messenger RNA. RefSeq names its product Chitinase. The coding region runs from base 147 to 1226 and encodes 359 amino acids. NCBI's taxonomy places the organism in Eukaryota, Fungi, Ascomycota, Sordariomycetes, Hypocreales, Ophiocordycipitaceae. Gene Ontology annotation, biological process: carbohydrate metabolic process; chitin catabolic process. The transcript is spliced from 4 exons. Gene Ontology annotation, cellular component: extracellular region. The record is from RefSeq and is a predicted model, not a curated record. Gene Ontology annotation, molecular function: chitinase activity; chitin binding.